AUGCCCUUUCUUCAUCUCGGACGAUUUCACGAUUUAUUGUCGACCGUAAAACGAUGCUUUGAAGUAUUUGGAAGUUUUGCAGUUUCUAAAAAAAUUGCCAGUGAUAAUCUCACAAAAGAAUUCUUUAUCAUAAUGAAUCGAUUUCAAUACACAAAAGCAGUUGUAAGUUCUGAUAAAACUUUAUUGCAUCAUAAAUUAUGUUUCGACUAA
Molecule: messenger RNA, 210 nt
Organism: Clunio marinus
Lineage: Eukaryota; Metazoa; Arthropoda; Insecta; Diptera; Chironomidae
Source: the annotation of a GenBank genome assembly